This is a messenger RNA of Triticum turgidum subsp. durum (durum wheat), 6585 nucleotides long. The record is from the annotation of a GenBank genome assembly. Lineage: Eukaryota; Viridiplantae; Streptophyta; Magnoliopsida; Poales; Poaceae.
AUGGCGACCCCGCACUCCUUCGACCACCUCGCUGAUGCGACGACGGGGGUCCCCUGCUGGCCCCAGAUCCCCUUCACUCUAGACAUGCCAGACUCCUCCUCCCCGCGCGACGGCGCCGCAAGGCAGAUCGUCGACUCCCUCCUCGUCCGCUUCCUCUCGCUCACCCGCCGCCGCAUCGAAAUCGCCCAGGCCCAGGAUGGACAAUACCUACGGCCAUCUGACCCAAGCUACGAGCAAGUACUUGAUUCACUUGCCAUGGUUGCAAGGCACACACCUCUACCUCUUCUCGAAGCUCUUCUUCGGUGGAGAGAAAGUGAAUCACCAAAAGGUGCCCAUGAUGCCUCAACAUACCAAAAGAAGCUUGCUGUCGAGUGCAUAUUCAGCUCAGCCUGCAUUCGAUUUGCUGAGUAUUGCCCACAGGAGGGAAUCACAGAGAAACUUUGGAAUGGCUUGGAAAGUUUCGUAUUCGAUUGGCUAAUUAAUGCAGACAGGGUUGUUAGCCAAGUAGACUAUCCUUCAUUGGUUGAUCUGCGAGGUCUCCUUUUAGAUCAUGUUGCUCAACUUUUAGGAGCUUUAUCACGUAUCAGGUUUAGUUCUGUGACCGAGAGGUUUUUUAUUGAGCUUAAUAAUCGCCGUGUUGAUACUCCUGUUGCUAGAAGUGAGACACUCAACAUUAUUAAUGGGAUGCGCUACCUCAAACUGGGGGUGAAGACGGAGGGUGGGCUGAAUGCUUCGGUAUCCUUCAUCGCAAAAGCAAAUCCUCUAAAUCGACCUCCAAACAAGAGAAAGAGUGAACUGCAACAUGCUUUGUGCAACAUGCUCUCAAGUAUACUGGCCCCACUUGCCGAGGGAGGCAAAAAUCAUUGGCCUCCACUAGGUGUGGAACCUGCAUUGUCACUUUGGUAUGAUGCUGUUACUCGAAUAAGAGGGCAGCUCAUGUAUUGGAUGGAUAAGCAGAGCAAGCAUAUUGCUGUUGGAUUUCCACUGGUCACUCUUUUUCUUUGCCUUGGUGAUUCCCAGACGUUCAACAUUAACUUCUCUCAGCAUUUGGAGAUCCUGUAUAAGUAUCUUAAGGAUAAGAAUCAUCGAUCAAUGGCACUAGAUUGUCUACACCGGCUGGUAAAAUUUUAUGUAAACGUUUAUGCAGAUUAUCAGCCCAGAAAUCAAGUUUGGGACUAUUUAGACAGUGUGACCUCUCAAUUGCUGACCGUGUUGAAGAAAGGGUUACUGACUCAAGAUGUCCAGCAUGAUAAACUUGUUGAGUUUUGUGUGACCUUGGCUGAGAGCAACCUGGAUUUUGCAAUGAACCAUAUGAUACUUGAACUGUUGAAACCAGAUAGUCUUAGUGAAGCAAAGGUUGUUGGCCUUAGGGCUUUGCUUGAGAUUGUUGUUUCUCCAUCAAAUCAACAAAUUGGCCUGGAUGUUUUCCAAGUGUAUGGUAUUGGCCACUAUGUUCCAAAAGUCAAGUCAGCCAUCGAGUCAAUAUUAAGGUCUUGUAGCAAGGCUUAUAGCCUAGCCCUUCUUACAUCAUCGAAAUCUACAAUUGAUAACGUAACAAAGGAUAAAUCUCAGGGAUCACUCUUCAGAUCUGUGCUUAAAUGUAUACCAUACUUGAUAGAAGAGGUGGGGCGUAAUGAUAGAAUGACUGAGAUUAUACCUCAACAUGUAACGAGUAUUGACCCUGUUGUCCGUGAAGAAGCCGUGCUAGUUUUGAACAGGAUCGUACGAUUUCUACCUGAUCGUCGGUUUGCUGUGCUGAAAGGAAUGGCUACUUUUAUCCUGAAACUCCCCGAUGAGUUCCCUAUUUUGAUUCUCAAUUCACUGGGACGCCUAGUAGAGCUUAUGCGGUUGUGGAGAGCUUGCCUCUCUGAGGAACUUCUGGCAAAAGAUAUGCAAAGUUUUAGACGUUCUAGUCUUGGAGGCGAUAUGCUACAGAAAUCAUCUCCUUUUCAUAGGUCCAAAGAUAUAUCUGAAUUCCGUGCCUCGGAAAUGGAUGCGGUUGGUCUUGUCUUUCUCAGCUCUGCUGAUGUUCAAAUACGGCUUACAGCUCUGGAGUUAUUGCGAUGUGUUCGAUCUCUAAAGAAUGAUCUGAGAGAUUACUCAGCAAAUGAAGGCGACACUAAACUGAGACUUGAACCAGAACCAAUAUUUAUCAUUGACAUCAUAGAGGAAAAUGGGGAAGACAUUGUUCAGAGCUGUUAUUGGGAUCCAGGGCGACCUUAUGAUCUUAGACGUGAGAUGGAUCCCAUCCCUUCUGAUGUGACACUUCAAUCCAUCUUGGAGAGUGCUGAUAAAAGUAGAUGGGCCCGCUACCUGAGUGAAAUUGUGAAAUAUGCGGCUGAACUUUGUCCUGCCUCUGUGCAUGUUGCAAGAUUAGAAGUUGUUAGGAGACUUGAUCAAAUCACUCCCUCCGAGCUAGGUGGAAAGUCUCAGCAAUUACAAGAUUCUGAGGCCAAGCUUGACCAGUGGUUGAUAUAUGCAACAUUUGCAUGCUCUUGCCCACCUGAUAACAAAGAAUUUGUCCCCAAAGCAGCGAGAGACAUCUUCCAUACAAUUUUCCCAUCGCUGCGCCAUGGUUCAGAAGGAUAUGCACUUGCUGCUACGGCUGCACUUGGGCACUCACAUCUAGAAGUAUGUGAAAUCAUGUUUGGUGAACUUGCAUUUUUUCUUGAGGAUGUUUCAUCAGAAACUGAAGGAAAAUCAAAAUGGAAGAAUCCUAGGUCCCGCCGUGAGGAUCUGCGCACUCAUGUUGCAAACAUACAUCGAAUGAUAGCUGAAAAGAUUUGGCCUGGGAUGCUUAUUCGGAAGCCUGUUCUCCGUUUACAUUUUCUAAAGUUUAUUGAAGAAACAUACCGCCAAAUCAACAUGUCAUCAUCUGAUGGCUUUCAGGAUGUACAGCCUCUCCGAUAUGCAUUAGCAUCUGUCAUAAGAUAUCUAGCUCCUGAGUUUGUUGAUGCAAGGUCUGAGAGGUUUGACAACAGAAUACGUAAGAAACUUUUCGAUCUUCUCCUUAACUGGAGUGAUGAAUCUGGCAGCUCAUGGGGGCAGGAAGGCGGCACUGAUUAUCGCCGUGAACUUGAGCGAUAUAAAGCCACUCAACAUAAUAGGUCAAGGGAAUCACUCGACAAGCUUGCAUUUGACAGGGAAAUGGCUGAGCAGUUGGAAGCCAUCAAUUGGGCUUCCAUGCAUGCUAUUGCUUCUUUGCUUUAUGGUCCUUGUUUUGAUGAUAAUGCUAGAAAGAUGUCAGGUCGUGUAAUAUUGUGGAUCAAUAGUUUGUUCAGGGAACCAGCUCUGAGAGCACCUUUUGGGCAUUCACCAGUAGAUCCUCGAACACCAUCAUACUCGAAGCAUACCGAUGGAGGACGCUUUGGUGGGAAGGACAAGCAAAAGGCUAGUCAGUUUCGAGUUCUCUUAGCAAAAACUGCGUUGAAGAAUAUUUUGCAGACAAAUUUGGAUUUGUUCCCUGCUUGCAUAGACCAGUGCUACUCUCCAGACGCUGCAAUAGCGGAUGGGUAUUUCAGUGUUCUGGCUGAAGUUUACAUGCGUCAAGAAAUUCCAAAAUGUGAGAUCCAGAGACUUUUGAGCUUGAUCCUCUACAAGGUGGUCGAUCAAACAAAACUGAUCCGUGACAGUGCCCUCCAGAUGCUGGAGACACUCUCUCUCCGUGAAUGGGCUGAAGAUGAUGCUGAUGGCAUUGGACAUUAUCGGGCAUCUGUUGUUGGCAACCUUCCAGACUCCUACCAACAAUUCCAGUACAAGCUGUCCUCAAAGCUCGCCAAGGACCAUCCUGAACUCAGUGAGCAUCUAUGCGGGGAAAUUAUGCAGCGCCAGCUUGACGCAGUGGACAUCAUAGCACAGCAUCAGGUCCUCACAUGCAUGGCUCCUUGGAUAGAAAAUCUCAACUUUGUGAGAUUAAAGGAGUCUGGGUGGAGUGAGAGAUUGCUGAAAAGUCUUUAUUACGUGACAUGGAAGCAUGGUGAUCAGUUUCCUGAUGAGAUUGAGAAACUAUGGAGCACCGUUGCAAGCAAUACUCGCAAUAUUAUCCCCGUGCUUAACUUCUUGAUUACCAGAGGGAUAGAGGACUGCGAUGCCAAUCCAUCAGCAGAGAUCACUGGUGCAUUUGCUACGUACUUCUCAGUUGCCAAGCGUGUCAGUCUAUACCUAGCUCGAAUUUGCCCACAGCAGACCAUUGAUCAUUUGGUCUGUGAGUUAUCUCAGAGAAUGCUUGAAGAGAACGAGGAACCAAUCAGGCCUGGGAAGUUUGAUGCUUCUGCAAAUGUUGUGUUGGAGUUCUCUCAAGGACCUACUACCUCUCAGAUAUCAUCAGUAAUUGAUAGCCAGCCUCACAUGUCCCCUCUGCUUGUCCGUGGUUCUCUUGAUGGCGCAAUCAGGAAUGUCAGCGGAAACUUGAGCUGGCGGACAUCGACAGUCACUGGACGAAGUGUGUCUGGCCCAUUGAGCCCAUUGGCCCCAGAGGUGACCAACAUCCCAAACCCCACUACAGGCCGGUCAGGCCAGCUCCUUCCAGCCUUAAUGAACAUGUCAGGGCCGUUGAUGGGUGUCCGAAGCUCGGCUGGUCAUCUGAGGAGCCGUCAUGUUUCCAGGGAUAGUGGUGACUACUAUUUUGACACCCCAAAUUCAAACGAUGAAUUUCUGCAUCAGGGGGGCAGUGGAAUUCAUGGGAUUAAUGCUAAUGAGCUCCAAUCUGCAUUACAGGGGCACCAGCACUUGCUUUCACGUGCCGACAUUGCUUUGAUUCUCCUUGCUGAAAUUGCUUAUGAAAAUGAUGAGGACUUCCGUGAAAAUUUGCCUCUGUUGUUCCAUGUCACGUGUGUUUCAAUGGAUAGCUCGGAGGACAUUGUGCUUGAGCAUUGCCAGGAUUUGCUCGUGAAUCUCCUCUACUCGCUUGCUGGCCGGCAUCUUGAACUGUAUGAGGUUGAGAGCAGUGAAAGGGAGAAUAAGCAGCAUGUGGUGAGCUUGAUAAAAUACAUCCAGUCUAAAAGAGGCAGCCUGAUGUGGGAGAACGAGGAUCCUACCCUUGUCCGGACUGAACUUCCUAGCACUUCACUCUUGUCAGCACUCGUACAAAGCAUGGUCAGUGCAAUUUUCUUCCAGGGGGAUCUUCGUGAGACUUGGGGUGCUGAAGCACUUAAGUGGGCCAUGGAGUGCACAUCCCGUCACCUGGCCUGCCGAUCGCACCAGAUAUAUCGUGCUUUACGUCCUAGUGUCAAGAGUGAUAGCUGCGUGUUGCUUCUGAGGUGUGUCCACAGAUGUUUGGGUAACCCUGUCCCUUCUGUUCUGGGGUUUGCAAUGGAGAAUUUGUUAACACUUCAAGUCAUGGUUGAGAACAUGGAGCCGGAGAAGGUGAUACUUUACCCGCAGCUCUUCUGGGGCUGUGUUGCGCUGAUGCAUACCGACUUUGUCCACAUUUACUGCCAAGUGCUUGAAUUGUUCUGUAGGGUGAUUGAUCGCUUGACCUUCCGUGACCGGACAACUGAGAAUGUGUUGCUCUCCAGCAUGCCCCGUGAUGAAUUCGACGUCAAUGGGUAUAUAAGCGACCUCCACAGGCUGGAGUCGAGGACUACCUCAGAGAGGCUGCUGUCUGUCACUGAGACUGGAAAGGUCCCUGAUUUUGAAGGCGUGCAGCCGCUGGUACUGAAAGGGCUCAUGUCUAGCGCCAGCCAUGGGUCUGCAAUCGAGGUGCUAUCUAGGAUCACGAUACCCACAUGUGAUUCUAUAUUUGGGAAUCCCGAGACAAGGCUGCUGAUGCACAUCACAGGUCUGCUCCCAUGGCUCGGGUUGCAGCUCACCAAGGACGUAUCUUCCCUCGGGUCAGCUUCGCCUCUACAAGAACAGAACCAGAAGGCCUACUAUGUGGCAUCCAAUAUCUCAGGAUGGUGCCGUGUGAAAUCUCUUCAUGUCCUAGCCGAGGUCUUCAGAGCAUACUCUUACGGGGAAAUCAUCUCGCUGGAAGACCUCUUCGCGCGCGCCUCGCCGCCGAUCUGCGCCGAGUGGUUCCCGAAGCACUCGUCCCUGGCCUUUGGGCACCUCCUCAGGCUCCUGGAGAGGGGCCCUCUGGACUACCAGCGGGUGGUGCUCCUGAUGCUCAAGUCGCUGCUGCAGCAGACCCCCGUGGACCCGUCCCAGAUCCCCCAGGUGUACAACGUGGUGUCGCAGCUGGUGGAGAGCGCGCUGUGCGCGGAGGCGCUCAACGUGCUGGAGGCGCUGCUGCGGAGCUGCGGCGGCGGCGGCACGGCCGGCAGCGACGACAGCCUGGGGCUGUCGGGCGAGAACGGUGGCGGCCAUGGGGGGAUGAUGACGGGUGAGAAGGUGCUGGAGAGGAUGCUGCUUCCCCAGUCGUCGUUCAAGGCCCGGAGCGGGCCGCUCCAGUACGCCGCCGGGUCGGGGUUCGGGUCCAUGAUGGCGGCCCAGGGCGUCGCCGCCCCCGUGGACACCGGGCUGGUCACGCGCGACGUGGCGCUGCAGAACACCCGGCUGCUGCUCGGGCGCGUCCUCGACACCUGCGCCCUCGGCCGCAAGCGGGACCACAAGCGCCUGGUGCCGUUCGUGGCCAACAUCGGGUAG